This is a messenger RNA of Brassica napus (rape), 1038 nucleotides long. RefSeq lists its product as uncharacterized. Bases 1 to 1038 code for a protein of 345 amino acids. The record is from RefSeq and is a predicted model, not a curated record. The transcript is spliced from 7 exons. NCBI's taxonomy places the organism in Eukaryota, Viridiplantae, Streptophyta, Magnoliopsida, Brassicales, Brassicaceae.
AUGAACACAACAAGAGUCCAUGGGACAACUGUUGUGCCUCCUCCUAUGCCUCCUGGUGCUACUGUACUGGCUUUGAAUCAUGCUGAUUCCUCAUAUCGUUCCAAUAGUUACCCGCAAAUGACCCUCAACGCCAUGCUCAAUUCACCUGCUAGGCUAUCACAGCUCUAUCUCCAUCCAAAUAAACUCAAUGGAGCUUUAUGGUUUGGUAUUGGCCCAUCUGUCAACGCUUUCAUUCGGGCAACUUGGCAAGGAUACUACAUGUGGCCUUGGAAGAGUUGGAGGAAGGUUCCUGAUGAAAGGAGGGAGUCAUGGUGGCAAACGUUUGUGGUUAGGAGAGAAGGGAGGGACUCUCAAGGAGUUCCUCCUAGAACUCCUUUGCAAAAUUUCUAUUGGGACUCUGAGUUUAAUGACUUGGUCUACGCUCUAUGGAAGAAAGAAAUAUGGACAACCAUUGACACUCCUGUUGGAGCAUUGAGCGACCGAAGCAGCCAAAAAGAAGAGCAAGAAGGCUGCAAAAUCCCGCAAAUGAUUGAGUCUGGUACUAAUGAACGGCCAUCUUACACUGACCUAGUCAGGAAGACACACACCCGAAAAGAUGGAACUUUCGUGGACUAUCAUGCUGAAGAACUGGUUACUCAAGCAGAGAUCGAAGCCAUACAGCUCUCUAACACUGAAAGAUCACCCGGGAGUCGAAUUGCAUCAUCGGCUCCUUCUCGCCUUAUGUUAAACAAAGCUUAUCUGAAGUUGGUGUUGGUUUUCACUGUUUUACCUUUCCUCUCAGAGAAUGCUAAGGGUAAGAGGGGACAUGUUUAUGGACUGGGCAGUGCCCAAUACAGGGAGCAUGUACCUUCUUCACGCGUUCCUAAUGGUCUUGCCCACAAGCUGAAGCUGAAGAUGCGUGUAGGCAGUCUUGAGAAAAGCCUCAAAAGUGUCAAUCGGCUCCUCCAAACACUUCUGCUCCAACAAGCACCUACUGGACAGACUUCUGCUCAGCCUCAAGCCCCAACUACUCAGCCUAACCCUGUCAAUGGCAAGUAG